AUGGCACUGGAGAAGAGGCUGGCUGAGCUGAAGGCUGACAGUAAACCAGUAGGAGCUACCCUGAAACAACACAUCCUCACUCCGUAUUCUGGGGAGGUACAGUCUCAGCACACAUGCCCUCUCUAUUUUGGGUGAUGUUUGUUAAGCGUAAAACCUGGUUGUUCCAGAGUGAUAAUCUGCUGCUUGACUCCCUGCCAUGGUAAGAGCCAAUUAAAUAAUAGUUUUUAAUGUCCUAAUGGGCUCUGCAGCUGUGAACCAAUCAGUUCAGCCUUAUGAUUAAAUGUGUGAGAUGAAGGUUGAUUUAAAGACGUCUUCUCCUCUGUCCGACAGCAACUGGACAGGGCUCUGGAUCUGAAGAGCCAACACAAGGCAGACAUGGUUGCCGGGGGCUACGCCACCCUCAUCCACCUCUGCUGCCGCCAUGACAAUGUGGAAGAUGCGCUGAACUUGAAGAGAGAGCUGUGA
This is a messenger RNA of Coregonus sp. 'balchen', 465 nucleotides long. The record is from the annotation of a GenBank genome assembly. Lineage: Eukaryota; Metazoa; Chordata; Actinopteri; Salmoniformes; Salmonidae.